AUCUUGGAUGUAAUAUCAUCUCUCUGCAGAUUUUUUUUUGUAGAAAAUAAUCGAAAUUGUUUUUUCUCCCUCGACAAAAUUUACGGAUUUUUCCCGCAAUUAAGGCCCAAAAUAUUUACAAUUUCUAUUUCGCUUCGUUAUUCAAUUCAGCGAUUUACUCAAUAAGCGUAUACAUACUAUUCGAUAAGUCACUGCAACAAAACGCAUAUAAUAUUUUUUAUUUUGUCGUGGAUAAGUAGACUAUGUCUGAGUAUUUAUUAUACAAAAGUUUAACAUAGCUAUGGCUGCGACGCGAAAGUUGCAAGGUGAAAUAGACAGAUGCCUGAAAAAAGUAACAGAAGGAGUUGAUACAUUUGAGGAUAUUUGGCAGAAAGUCCACAAUGCUACGAAUAGUAACCAAAAGGAGAAAUAUGAAGCGGAUCUUAAAAAAGAAAUCAAAAAGUUGCAACGGUUGCGCGAUCAGAUUAAAUCAUGGAUUGCCAGCGCUGAGAUCAAAGAUAAAAGUUCCCUGCUCGAAAAUCGAAGGCUUAUCGAAACGCAAAUGGAACGUUUCAAAGUGGUGGAACGAGAAACAAAAACGAAAGCCUAUUCAAAAGAAGGUCUUGGUGCCGCACAAAAACUGGAUCCUGCUCAACGUGUAAAAGACGAGGUGCGACAGUGGUUAACAACAUCGAUUAGUGCUCUUCAGAUACAAAUCGAGUUGUAUGAAAGUGAGAUGGAAUCUCUAGUAGUGGGCAAGAAGAAGCGACUCGACAAAGACAAACAAGAUCGAAUGGAUGAUUUAAAAACAAAAUUUGAACGACACAAAUUUCACAUAGCAAAACUGGAAACACUGCUUCGUAUGCUUGAUAAUGACAGUGUUGAAGUGGAACAAGUGCGGCGUAUUAAAGACGAUGUGGAGUAUUAUAUUGAAUCAUCACAAGAGCCGGACUUUGAAGAAAAUUCAUACAUGUACGACGACAUCAUCGGCCUGGAUGAGGUAGAAUUGUCCGGUGGCAAUUUACCAUCAACGACUGAUAGCAAUAACAGCAACGAUACAGGCGAUUCACCAAGCAGUCUGAUCUCUGGCUCAAGUCCGGUUGUUUCGCCGACUAAUUUCAAUCACAUCAAUGAAUCAACCUCCGUGGAAUUCAAUGAGAAGAAAGGAAAAAGCGAUAACUUGACCAUUGGAAGUAAAGUAACACCCGUAAAACCGACGGCAGUUCGCGCCAACAAAUCGGAUCUGAACUCCACACUGAAUAGUACGUCGUCGACACAAAGCAAGACUGUGUGUUCAACGCCUAUUAAGAAUCAAUCGCAUAAUAAUUCGCCCGCAACACCCAUUUCAGCACAACUGAAUACAUCUGGAGUGUCAACGACACCGUCAACAAUUUCAAGCGCUAUAGUCACAUCAACGGCUAGUACGGUCAGUAGCGGUGCCUCUUCACAAAAUCAAUCAUCUUCGGCGCGUGAUGAAAACCAUUCUCAUGCAAAUAAACAAACCAUUUUAACACGAGAUCAACAACCUAUACAAAACAGCAUAAUUCCGACAACUGCCUCCGUUGCGUUUGCUGCCGUUGCAAAACACAGUACAUCACAGCACACAACAAACGAAGGUCAACUAUAUUCAGCAUUUGCAUCGACAGCUAUCUCUACGGCAACGAGUCAUACGAAUCAGACUGCCUCGCAUCAAGCAUCGUCUGUGAUAAAUCCAUCACAACAACAGCAAUCGAAUGCCGAAAACGGAGCUGUACGACAAAGCAACAUUCAAAAUAACAAUACAAGCAGUAGCAAUAGUGUAGUUACAUCGCAACACCAGGGUUUGCUGACAUCGGUAACGAGCGGCAACAAUGUCCCUAGUGCACUUGACAGUCAUGCGAUUUUCACUUCCAUUACAAAUAACAACCUAACUACAACAUCAACAACCAUAAACAAUUCGAUUACGAAUUCAGUAUCUCCGACCAAUUCCAUUAUUUCGUCAGCGUUGGGAAAUCUUAAGCAACCGCAAAUUGUUCCGAAUUCAUUGGCCAAUACGGAUUCGAUGUCAACGCUCAAAACGAUUGCCCAAGAAGCAAUCAAUCGCGCAACUGGUCUCGAUAACAACUCAAUAUUAUCAUCAUCGAAUUUGCAAACGAGUACAUCAUUAGCAUCAACGCUUGUGGAUAGCCGUGUGCAGUUAUUUUCCAACGACACAAAUAUGCAAACAAAUGGACCACAUAGUGGGUCCAAUCAUAAUAACAAUGCAAUAAAUGCGAAUAGUUUGCUAAAAACAAAUGUCAUUGGAACCGGUACAAAUGAAGCGCAUAUACCACCGCUGUUAGGUGUUGCACCGCUUGGCCCAUGCCCGCUGAAAAAAGAGCACCAACUACAAUUCCAAAUGAUGGAAGCAGCUGAAUACCAUUUACCGACUCCCAUGGAUUCAGAACGACUUCGGACCUAUCUUCAAAGACAACCAGUUCAAACGCCAGCAAGUUAUCCUCAGAAUCAAUUACCACAUUCGGAUACAUUUGAAUUUUUCCAACGUCUUUCUACGGAAACUCUAUUUUUUAUAUUUUACUACAUGGAAGGAACAAAGGCGCAAUUCUUGGCGGCAAAAGCGUUGAAAAAACAAAGCUGGAGAUUCCAUACAAAGUACAUGAUGUGGUUCCAACGACAUGAGGAACCAAAAAUCAUCAAUGAAGAAUUCGAACAGGGCACUUACAUUUAUUUCGACUACGAAAAAUGGGGCCAACGCAAGAAGGAAGGUUUUACGUUUGAAUAUAAGUACUUAGAAGACAGGGACCUGAAUUGAUCUAUGAUAGUAACAGUAAUUGAUUCUUACCAAAUGCAACGAAUUCCAUCAAUCGUGAGCCAUUUUGGUUAUGCCACAGCAAGAAAAGAACAUAAAUAAAAACGAUAUCUACUAAAAAAAAUGCCGAAAACAUCAAAACAUAAUCCAACCGAUCAAGAGAACGGUUGAAACCAAGAAAACGCAAAAUCAAAUGUAAAUCGAUGCACUUCUCGCAGUGAAAUAUGUCAAUUUCUAUUCGAAUUCUGUACUAUAAUGCAUAAAAAAAUCAGAAUGGCCGAAAAGAAAAAAAAAAACAGGAGAAAAUUUGAAUGAUACCAAAAAAAAAAAA
This is a messenger RNA of Contarinia nasturtii (swede midge), 3098 nucleotides long. It is a transcript of the gene Not3, whose product is annotated as CCR4-NOT transcription complex subunit 3. The record is from RefSeq and is a predicted model, not a curated record. Gene Ontology annotation, cellular component: nucleus; CCR4-NOT core complex; P-body. Bases 281 to 2770 code for a protein of 829 amino acids. NCBI's taxonomy places the organism in Eukaryota, Metazoa, Arthropoda, Insecta, Diptera, Cecidomyiidae. Gene Ontology annotation, biological process: regulation of DNA-templated transcription; nuclear-transcribed mRNA poly(A) tail shortening. The transcript has 10 exons.